Molecule: messenger RNA, 2783 nt
Organism: Colletotrichum scovillei
Lineage: Eukaryota; Fungi; Ascomycota; Sordariomycetes; Glomerellales; Glomerellaceae
Exons: 2
Coding region: 14-1060 (348 amino acids)
Molecular function (GO): feruloyl esterase activity
Source: RefSeq, a predicted model, not a curated record
GUGUCUUUUGUUUAUGAUAGACGCUUCUUCUCCCGCCUUCCUUAUCAUCGCCUUAUCUCUGAGGACAGACCUCAUCAUGGUUUCUUCACGUAUCCUGACGCUGGCCCUCAGCACGUCGGCAUCUGUCGUGGCAGCUUUGACGACAACAACAAGGGGUGAGACCGCAUCUGCUGAAUGCACCAAGACCCUACCAAAGGGGCGUGCACCAGGGAACGAGUACACAAUUCCUUACACCGACAAAGACGGCCGAUCUCGAGACUAUCUCCUAUUCUUGCCACCGAAGUACUCUACAAAGUCCAACAACCCGAUCAUAUUCUCCUACCAUGGUGGAACUAGAACACCAGAGUCUCAGCGAGAUCUUGAUCGCCUGGAAACGCCGUACUUCAAUACUGAUCACAUCGUCGUCUAUCUACGCGGAUACGAGGAACGAUGGGAAGGCACUCCUAAUAUCACCAAGAGAAACGACAUUGAGUACACCAGCAACGUCUUGGACGACCUCGAGAAAACCUAUUGCAUCGAUACAAAUCGCGUCUUCAUGACUGGAAAAUCCAACGGGGGCGGCUUUGUCAACUAUGCUGCCUGCCACAAAGAACUCUCAACGCGCUUCGCUGCUUUUGCCCCCGUCUCUGGCUCUUACUACAUCGAGGGUGCAGAGGGUUGCAAUCCCAAGACCGUCGAUAUUCCGUGCAACCCCGGAAGGUCCAACAUACCUCUCAUUGAGUUUCACGGUGGAAUCGAUGGAACUAUUCCCUACGAAGGCAAUCCUAGCCGUCGCGGCGCUUGCUUGCCUGACGUCUUUCACUGGGUAACCGAAUGGGCCCUCCGUGAUGGACUUGACGAGAAGGCAUGCGAGAAGAAUAUCACCUCUCGUGCACAGAUGUAUCGCUGGGGAACAGGUGACAAGAAGGGCCUCGUCACCCACGUCUAUGAGCAUGAUGUUGACCAUAGUUGGCCCUACACUGGGGUGAAUGCGGACAACAAGGAGCACGGAGAUGGUCCGGCAUCCUACAAUGCGUCUUCAUAUAUUAUGGACUUCUUCAGCAAACAUACACUGGCUUGAGACUAAAAACGCCCAUCCUGGAACCAGCUAGAACUGCAUCAUAAUAAUGAUAAUGCCACAUCUCAAAUAGUAGCUGCCUCAGAAUAUGCAAAUCCCAUUUCAUCAAUGCUAUCCUCCUCCACCGUCACCUCCGCCUCCUCCACCACCACCGUCACCGCCGCAUCCUCCAUCCCCGCCGCCGCCGCCGCCACCACCACCACCAUCCCCUCCACCGCAAUCACCACUAUCGAAAGAGACAUAGACUCCGUCGAAGACGAAAUACUCGCCCUUUGUGCGUCUCUUUCUCCUCCUAAUAGGAUUAGUGCCACCGAGGACGAACUUUGCCUGAAUUUUGGCAGGAUGACCAGGUUGAACAGCUGCCGCAUCGGGGACGUAGCCGUCUACUCCCAAGUUGUCCAUGACAGGAUCUCUGGGACAGUCUUUGCUGUACUUCUUCGUCCAUUCGUUCCUCGUGUCUUGCAAAAAUAGUUGUGCUGCAGCGGCCGACGUGACAUGCUCAUAGUCGAUGAGCCUCCUGGCGACGCUAAAGCUCCACACCCAGUAAGAGCCUGGGUAAAGCCGAUGUGUAUGCCAAAGAAGAUCGAUGGCUAGGGUUGGGGGUACAAUGCAGCGGCUUCUCAACAGGUGGGUUCCUGACUUGGGCCGAAAGAUUGUGUCCAUGUCGUAUUCCACUGGGCGUGAGGUAAAGGUUCCUUCGGCAGGCCUUCCAAGCAACUUGAUGAACUGUUCGUACUCGCCAAUUGAGCGGCCGAGACCCGUGACAAAAGAAGCACCGCUCUCUUUUGCUUCAAUAACCGUCUUCCAAAAUGCAAUCUGACUGUUCAAGGUCUCUCGCAGGUCGUCGAGAGUGGGCCAGGGUGCCAACUGACACAAUUCUCCGUCCCGGCUGUGUAGGUUCUUCUUGAGACAGACGUCUUGCCUCUUCCCGAUCCUCAUAUCCGUCCACUCGGACAAUGUCCAUUCUCUCUUCCCCACAAUGGUACAAUAGGCUUGCUGAUCAACAUCGUGUGUCUUGAUCGCCGGGUCAGCUUUGAUAUGCAUACACGGCUCCUUGUUCGAAAAACGUGACAGUAGCUUCGACUUUCGUUCGGGUUGCCAUGGCGGAUACCGCCACAGUUGGAAAGGCAGCUUGUGACUGUCAUCUCUCAAGUUAUACGACCCCCAUUUCUUCUGAGCCUUUUUGUCGGACCAUGUGCCAGAGUUAUAGAGUUCUAGUAGGCGCUUCACUGGGAAGUGAUGAUGGUUUAAGCCGUAGUCGCGAUACCCUCCAUCCCAAAGAUACCGGUGGAAUUUGCCUGGCGAUAGGAGAUGGCAGUACCAGAUGAUGGCAACAUCCCUACCGAAUAAUCUCAGUCAACACAUCGAAUUUAAUCUGAACACGGGAACUCACCAAGGGGGUGGAUAAUCAUGGGGCGCAACACCAUAGAUGCGCAGAUAGCGGAUGUAACACACAUAGCGCCACUCCGAAUAUGCUAGAGCUUCGUCGUGGAUACCGCCCGCAUCAUCAUGUUUGAAGUGCGGUAUGAGUUUCAGGAAAAUCUCAAUGAGCUGGAUGUGGCUCUACAUAGUCAUCAAGAUCAGACAUGGAUCAUCCCUCGAAACCCUGCGGUCACUUACUGCUGCGGCGAGUUGAAGCGAACUUUUGACUCUCUCCUUGGGCCAAGGAUCUUCAAAGACGGGCGGCAUAUUGCAAUUCUGUUUGUUGAUACGAAAUGGUUCUCCG